This is a messenger RNA of Cyprinodon variegatus (sheepshead minnow), 4475 nucleotides long. It is a transcript of the gene lancl2, whose product is annotated as lanC-like protein 2. Gene Ontology annotation, biological process: peptide modification; carbohydrate metabolic process. Gene Ontology annotation, cellular component: plasma membrane. Bases 37 to 1152 code for a protein of 371 amino acids. NCBI's taxonomy places the organism in Eukaryota, Metazoa, Chordata, Actinopteri, Cyprinodontiformes, Cyprinodontidae. The record is from RefSeq and is a predicted model, not a curated record. The transcript has 8 exons.
GCCGAGGAUUAGUGGCCCUGCCGAGCCGCCGUAGCGAUGGGAGAGAACGUGUCCAAGCGGCUAAAGUUGAUAUCGGCUACGGAAGCAGAGAUGGAGGAGCGCUCCUUCCAUAACCAGUUUGCUGACUGGGAGGCUGGACUGGCUGCCUGCAGCACUGCAGCUCAGCUGGAUCAUAACGACCCGUUUGACGCGGAAGGAAACGUUAAUGCAGCUUUUCAAAACAAGGUGCAGAGUAAGAUCAAAGAUCUCCUCCAGCAGAUGGAGGAGGGCCUGAAGACUGCCAACCCUCAUGACUUCUCCACAUAUACCGGCUGGACAGUUCCUCCGGCUCUUUGGGUCUCCUUCAGCCUCCUUCAGCUGCAGCGCUCAGUCCUGACUCCAGAUGCUGAGAUGCCAGACGAACUGCUGUACGGUCGAGCUGGAUACCUUUAUGCUCUGCUCUAUGUCAACAAAGAAGUUGGAGCUGACACAGUGGAUAAUGACACAAUUACAAAGGUGGUGACGGCCAUCGUGGAGUCAGGGAAGAACAUGUCGGCGGAGGAGAAGAAGACGGAUCGCUGUCCACUCCUCUAUGAAUGGCACAAGAAGCAGUACAUCGGCGCAGCCCACGGCCUCGCUGGCAUCUAUUACAUGCUGAUGCAGCCCGGAGCCAUGGUCCCCCCCAUCAUGCUGGCAGAGCUGGUUCGGCCGAGCAUCGACUACGUCCGCCACAGGAGGUUUCGAUCGGGGAACUUCCCUUCGUCUCUGAGCAACGAGAGCGACCGUCUGGUUCAUUGGUGUCACGGAGCUCCUGGAGUCAUCCACAUGCUCGUCAUGGCCUACAAGGUGUUCAAAGAGGAGAAAUACCUGAAGGAGGCAGCAGACUGCGCUGAGGUCAUCUGGCAGCGGGGCUUACUAAGAAAAGGCUACGGUAUUUGUCAUGGCACCGCUGGCAACGGCUACGCCUUCCUGACGCUGUACAAGCUCACCCAGGAGAAGAAGUACCUGUAUCGAGCGUGCAAGUUUGCCGAGUGGUGCUUGGACUAUGGGACACAUGGAUGUCGCAUCCCGGACAGACCGUACUCUCUGUUUGAAGGAAUGGCAGGAACCAUCCACUACCUGUCGGAGAUGGCCAACCCCGAAGCAGCCAGCUUCCCUGCCUUUGAACUUUAACCCAGGAAGGAGGCUGAGGAUCAGGAGGAGCUGAGACAGCAGACAAGACGUGAUGCGGACAUGUUUGUUGUUGCUGGAUGUGUUUCUGACAGACCAAGGCUGGUUCCACUGCAGGAUGAGUGUUGAUAAAGACAGCAAAGUAUUCCAGCAGCUUCAGGCUGAAGAAAUCAGUCCCUGAAGCCUCCUCCCUCGUUGGGAUCCAUUAUCAGCUGAUUGGGACAAUAUUUCGGACCCUCCACACCCUGAACUGCUGAUGCUGAAGAACCUGACCUGUUUAAACGCCUCUGCAUGUUUCCUGUCGUUUGCUUUUGGUGCCUGUCGUCUGUCUGAUGUCUAAAUGUGUUUUCUCUCUCCGUGUGUGUCGCAUUCUGCGUAACUUGAAUGAUGGGAAUAAGCUGAUGGUUGGAAGUGAAUCCUUUUUUCUGUGCAUGUUGAUAUAAUGCUGCCUGGUGCCCCAGUGGGGUUUUCCCAGGAGUCGCCAUGUGAUGCUACCUACUAAACACUAAAAGGAAAAACUGUUCUGUUUGUUUGUUUGUGGAUUCCUAUCAAGCAGAGGAGUUACAGUCUGUUAACACCUCGUCCCCCACAGCUGGCAGCGCUUUACAUUCACGCUUUUACAUCAUAUAAUGCCAGGUAUACACUGUGCGAUACCCGUCAGACUGAGCGCCGAGAGAUGGCAAUCUGGCAGAAGAAGAAGAAGGACUCCUUCUGCGGUUCUGGUAAAUCGGCUUGUAGCUCCGCUUCAACAGCAAGAUUUGUCCACAAACCCCUCAGGACGGCUGACUGGGUUUCAAACAUGUUUAAUUUUCUCCCGACCUUAUGAUUCCUGAUGGUGAGUUGGUUGUGAGAGGCUGAUCCCCUCUUGUUACCCCCUGUAUAUUACAUGACGCAGGACGCACCAUGAGGCUGAAACUCGGCCCGAUUGCAAAAAUUCUCUCAUCACUGGAAAAUCAGCCCGAAAGAAACAAAAAAUAAUACAGUGCAUGUCUGGCUGAAGGGGGUAAAGUGAUGUUAUAAUACUGAUGGUUUGAUGAGGCAUGCAGAGUUGAUACUGUCUCACAGAAUACUGACACCUGCUGGACAUUUAAAGACACUACAGGCAGCUUAUUGGACAGACUAAACUGAAUUGACUUGAUGGCCUAGUACACCGAUGUAAAUGAAGUUAUUGUAGGUUAUAUUGUAUUAUUCCACAUCUAUGUUUAAAUUGAAAAUCUAUUUUAUAUCUUUAGAUGCAACCUAUAAAUAGUGUAAAUAUCAUAAUUUACGGGAAAAUGAAUGAGGAUGAUUGUUGACUAGGAUUUAAAAUCAUAUUUUUAAAACAAUAAGUACAGUAAAAACAAUAAACUUUAAUUCAGAUAACUUGAGUGAUAACUGAGAGGAAAAUUAUGACACAAUGAGAAAAAUGAAAUAUAAACGCAACAACUGAAACAUUCUUAUUCCACUGAGGCUGCUCCAAAAUUGUUGAUAAUUUUAAUGAUAAACUUCAAAAGAUUAGACAUUUUUUUUAGCAGAUGCAUCAUGCUGACAGAUACGAUUUUAAACCGUUUGAAACGACUCCAUCGGGGGUUCCUGAACCCAUCACAACAAUAUAAGAUCACGGCUGAUGGUUUUUAGAGAAACUAAAAUCAUUUAACUGUAAAAUGCCAGAUUUUCUCCCCAGAUACAAGCAGAGAAAGCCAAACAUCUGGAGGGCAAAGUAUGGUUUAAUUCAGGUUAUUUAUAAAGCACAUCACAAGGCACUUUGCAGACGAUUCACUCCAAUUAAAGCUUUUUUUAAGGAAAUCCUGCUGAUUUGCAUCCAGACAUUGUCUUUGCAGUAUUUUCUCCUGGACUUGCUAAACUUUCUUUUAAAGAUGAUUGAAAGCUAUCUAACAGUCAUCCUCAAUGAGAAAUGAUGUUGCCAGAUGAUUGUACCAAUUAAAUCACUGCACUAUUGGAACAAUAUUACACGAGAGCAGGUGAGCAGGCAAGGGUUAAAAAGAGUGAGAACAACUUCUAGAAUACGAAUUUAAAUCUUGCCAUUAUUGUUUUUCAUUGUCUUUGUUGUGAUUACUCAGUAUUUCUUUUAAUUAAUCCAUGUUGAAAAAGGAAUGUGCACCUUUUAGUUUUACUUCCCUUGAGAAAGGCAAGUACUUUUUCUUUUGAUCAUUUUUGUUGAUUAAAAAAAACAUCAAAAAAGGUCUUACAAACAUUUCCUCAAUAACACUUCUACAGGUUGCAUUUGCUGACUGAUGGAAUCGUUGGAUUUUUCAACACAGUGUGCACUGGAAGUUUGUGGUGACUUUAUAACUUCUGUAUUUCUUCAAAGUCUUGGAAUGAGCUAUUUAUGUCACGGCUCAAUAUUCCAAUAUUCAGGGAAGACAGUCAGCGGUGUUACUCAAAAAGCGUGUAUUGAAAUAAACUGCAGAUCUGUAGUAGCAGCUGCUAUGGUGUCUGAGCCAGGAAACGCUGGAGAGAGAGGAAACACAGGUUAGUCACUUCCCUGGUUUACAAGUUCAGUCCGUGCCCAGAGAACAAGGUAGGAUUCAGCCGGACGGGUGCCAACAAGAUGUGGUUUGCACCGCCCAGAUGCUGCAGCCCCGGAGAACGAAAAACAAGCAGGAGUCUGAAGACAGGUCAGGCAAACAGAUCAGAUCAGGAACAGGCAGGCUCUGAGGUCGAGAGGCAGAACAGGAUCAGGUAAUCAGAAACACUGAGGUUCGCUAAAAACACCACAGACUGGAGAGAAAUAAUUUGGACCUGAUUACUGGUAGCAAGCAGUUUAAAUACAGACAAGAGCAGGUGGAUCAGAUGAGCAGUACUGCAGAGUUAGACAGGUGAAUGAAAUUAAUAAUUAAGCCAGUCAUCAGUGCCAAGAUCCCCGUACUUCUUCUAUAGUAUAGUUGCUUUAUAUUUCAUUUAAAGUUAACAUAACUACAUCAUGUAAGGCUCAAAUUGGCCUUAUUGAUGGUCAAGCCCAGUGAUGUUGGCUCCACACUGGUAACCACGGCAACUUCCUGCAUGUCAUUCCUUACUCCCGCCCCUCCCCGACUAUAUCUACUGUCCUCUUUCUGAGAAAAGGCUAAGUCUGGAAGUCUAAAAAAUAACAUAAUAAAUUGAAAAUGUAGUUUUUGUUCAUGUUUGAUUAGCAGAAAAGAGAAUUAUGCUUUAGGUUUAUGUUAGGAAAUAUUUUAUAUUUUAUAUGUCCUUGUGUUCUUCAUUUCUAAUUGAUAUAAUGCUUUUCCAGUUCCUGAGUAUUGGUGUUAUUGGAGUAUUUGGAGAGAUUUCAAAUUCCUCAACAUCAAGUUCAAUGCUUUAUAGGUUUUCCUCAUGACUUGUAACCU